UUUUUUUGCCUUGCUUAUUUUGCAUAGACCUCCAAGUGCAUCUAUUCCAUGGAUUUAGCCAUCAACAUCACUUCUUCCUGCGGGGUUCGAGUCUUGCUGGUGCCUGUGUCGCCCAUUAAGAAAUCCACGUUUUGGAAGCAUGUUGAACUGGUAAAAAAGUUUAGUGUCGUUCGGCUCGGUGACGUGACGCCCGACUUGCAGAAAGGUGCCGGUGCAAAAUUCAGCAGCCAAGUAUUCCAAGAAGGACAGAUGCAUUUUCAAUUCAUGACCACCUACAAGCGCGACCACGCUCAUCUCGAAGACUUUCAACCUCAUCGUCGCAUUUUUGGAGUGAUUGGUAUCAUGGAUUGCCAAGAAUGGAACAAUGGAGACUUGAGUGAAGGCUACCGACGCUUCGUAGAGACCCUGGAUCAGUAUCCUACAGCGAUCGCUACACGAUGUUUUGCUUUUGAUCCCAACGAGAACCAACCGGAUGAUACCAAAGGAUUGAUCAUGAUUCCGAACGUAGGAAACAUGUCGUUUUACAUGAGCACAAUGAUUUGCGAUUUUGCCAGUGAAAUCCUCAGUCAGUUCGCUAGCAUUGCUUCACGGAUCGAGCAAUUACAAGCGUUGGAAUCGCCUUUACCGGUGGGGUAUGCUGCGUAUGAUAUGCCCAAAGCCGCACCACAGCCAUCGAUGAGUUCACCAGACGUCAAAUCUCGAACCACAUCGAAUUAUCGCGCUUCGCAACCACCGGUGCCAACCCAAUCCGUCUCCUCCUCUUUUCUCAAACGAUCCUCCACCACUUCGGCCAAUAGUCGAACGACCAAUAAAUUCUCACCCAUGCCUCCACCCACAUCUCCGCCUCUGCCUUCACCGUCCACGACAGGCGCCUCCAUGAGCCGGUCUUCGAGUGCGCAAGGCAUCGCUGCCAGCGGAGAUGCAGGAAAAACAAGACGACGGACGCCUGGACGCAUCAAAAAAUUGCUGGCCGAUUUUUACUUGCUUGCAGGCCGCUUACCCGAUGCAGUAGAACAUUAUAAUAUUGCCAUCGACAUGACCAAAACUACCUCUGACUAUCUCUGGCUGGGCAGCGCCAUGGAAGGUCUUGUCUGCGCCACACUCCUGCUAGAAUACCUUCACGCGGAUAUUGGGCACUUUGUGUCCCGAUCACAAUCCAUGUCACCUAUGGCUCCCUCCUCCGAGACAUCAAGUAUGACCAGUGAACCUGCUGGACCUCCCUUGGAGGCGAGCGCCAAAUCGACGGUAGGCCGGGUGGUGGAACAAUACACUGCAUUAUUGCAAUAUUACGGCAAGGUAGGCUCAACGACGAGCAUGCCCAUGCCGGCCCUCGUUUAUGCCGAAGCGUGUGCCAAAAUGGCGCGAUUUCUCCUCACCGUCUACGUUCACGGCAGCUGGAGCGAAAAUGUCUUGUCUUUGCUAGUGCAGCGCAAGUUGACCAAUGACACGCGACUAUCUGGCGGCCACGAUAGAAAUCACCAACCACUUUACAGCGACGUGGACGAUCUGGCCAAACAAAAACAGAGUAAUAUACCCCGGCAUGAAAUUGCCGAAUGGGCCAUGCGGAUAUGGUCGACGCGAAUGGAAGAUGUGCUGUUACUGGAUCAGAUUUAUCUGAUGAAUCAAAUGGCUUCGGUCCUUUCCGCUAUUGCGUAUCAUCGUAAAGCGGCAUGGAUGAUGUACGAAAGCACGAACCGCAUGCUUCCGUUAUUGAUCCAAGGGCGUGCUACCCUCGCUGCCUCUCGGGAUACCUCCAAAAGAAAAAUUGAAGAACAUGACACGGGCAUUUUACAAGUGUUAAAAACCAUUUGUGAAGUGUAUGGUAUAGGCGAACGUAAUGUUCAUGAUGGUGGUGCUUUGGCGUCGUUGGAUAGCGAGGACGGACAUGCCCGUUUGAAUGCGGGUAAUAAAGAACAACUGCGGUUCGGAUGGGCGGCUCUUCAAAUCGAUAUUUUACGUCAAUGCAUCCGUGUGGCCGAAUCACUACCAGAUUACGCAUCGAUGCUUUAUUAUACGACCGUCUUAUUGAAAAACCUUUAUCAACACAUCUCCAAAGAAGAGCAAAUGCGUCUAGCAUCAUCUAUUCAGGAUAUUGUCGCAUUGGGUAAGCGAGCUGGCCAAGUCGAGCGUAGUGUGAACUACUGGGGCGUCAAUAUCGUUUCGGAAAUCGAAGGUCUCCAGCCUAUUUCUCGGAAAGCAGUGUAUCAACAUCCCCUUCUCAGCAAAACCGUGGCAGCGGCUACCAAAGACAACGGAGAUCCUUUCAUUUACAACCCAUUUGCUCAAAAGAAGAAUACAAAGUAUCAAGUGACGUUGGUAAAGAAUGAGGUGUCAGAGUUCAAAGUGACCCUUUGCAAUCCAUUUGGGUUCGACCUUGAGCUGCAACAUAUUACCCUCAGUACGGCCGGUGUUCCCUUUUCGGCCAUUCCUACUUCAGCUAAUAUUCCCGCCAACGGGACCUUGACACUUCGCAUGACAGGCACACCUCAUGAAACCGGGGUUCUCAUCAUUCGAGGUUGUUACAUCAAGAUUGUCGGAUUCGCAGAACAAGAAUUUUUAGUCGAUGUUUCCCAUAAACUGAAAUCGGCCGAACCCAAAAAACGAGGCCAAAAAGAUGAAGAUCAGUCAAAGGACGAUUUUAUCAAGGUCAAAUACAGUGGGCUACGUGCUAUCCAAAGUGGACGUAAACGAGAGGCUUCCCUGGAAACCAAGCCCAUGCAAUUUUAUCAGCUCAAUGUGAUUGAUGAUCAACCCUUGCUUAAAAUCAAAUCGACAUCGCUUCUUCACGGUGCGGUGAUGUUAUACGAGGGAGAAAUGACCAAUGUGUCCAUUGAUUUGGAGAAUAUUGGCAAUAUUCCUGUGGAUUUUAUUACAUUGUCCUUUACUGAUUCUACAACGUUGCACCCGUUACCGAUCAAUCCAGAAUUACCACUGGAAGAACAGUACGAGAUUGAGCUCUUUAUCAAGGGCAUGCAUGUCUUUUCAUGGGAAGGAUCCACAAGCGAUGGUCAUCAACAAAUCGGCAAGAAAAUAUGGCUGCCACCAGGGGAUCAUAUGGAAUUGGUGGUGAAUGUAUUUGGCAAACGAGGAUGUACGGGCGGUACGAUUCAAGUGGACUAUGGGUACCUUGAUCGCGCGGUGCUUAAGCAGGACAGUAAUACCGAAACGGUGGAGAGUGCUUCGACUGUGACCGCCGAUAAUUUUUAUACCCGGCAACUGUACUUGCCUGUGCUACUAACUGUGUAUCAAAACUUGGAGCCGCUUAAUUGGGAUGUAUUGUAUCUGCGUCACAGUGGUCUUGUCGCGGAUGAUGUAAUGCAUCAAACAUUGUCCGACUUGCGAGGGUUGAAACUUGAUAGUGACCAUGUAUUUGAGCAACCUGUCGAGAAGCUCUUGUUGGUGACUCAGCAAAUGGAAGGCGCUCAGCAAGAUCGAAAUGAUUAUUGCCUGGUGACACUGGAUGUCCGAAAUAUCUGGACCAUACCGUUUAAUAUUGAAAUGAUAUUGCAAUCAGAAGACGAUGAAGAUCCCAUCAAAUCCGUCGUCACUAUUCAACCAGGGUCCACAAAGAGAUUGCUGUUACCGAUGAAGCGUCUCUUUUUGACUCCAGAUGAAUGCCUGGAAUCUAUACCCUCGUUGGAACCGAAUCGUCAAUUUGUGGUAUCGCAAGCUCCCAAGAUGCCACCGGAACAGGAGCAAGCACGGUUAAAGAUGUUUUGGUAUCGAGAACAUUUGUUGCGUCGUAUCAAAGGCGUGUGGCGAUGCAGUGCUACGGGACGUCAAGGGUUACUGAACCUACGAGCAUCGCUGCGACUAACGCCCAUGCAACUCAGUAUUCUGGAAAAGGAAGAUAUCGAAUUCCUGAUCGAUGUCCAGGGAAACAGUGUCCUCAAAGCCGGCCAUCGACAAUUUUCGUGUCAAUGCAACGAUUUCGUUACCAUGCAUGUCUCCAUUCGCAACAGACAAGUUCAUCCUGUAAAACUGAUCUUGCGGGUGCAACCAGUGCAAAGUUACAAUGACGGAGCCAAAGAGUAUGAUCUCGUGGACAAAUUAUUAAUGCAAGGGUUACCCCAAGUCGUGUUGCGCGAGAUCCCGGCCAAUGAUACUGUGACGCACAGCAUUCCAUUAUGCUUUUUGUCUCGAGGUCGAUUUGAAUUUUUGUAUCAUGUAGAAGACGUGCAUACGCGUCAAGUGUACUAUGAUCAUGAUUGGACUAUUUUACACGUCCAAUAGAGAAUGUGUAUCAUCAUUUUUUGUAGCCUUGAGUUUUUGUAACCCGUACUAGUAGAUUAUGAAUAGAAACCAAGGCAUGAGUCAUCAUGUGAGGCAAACUUUUGGAAAUAAAUAAUCAACUUACUCCUAGG
Molecule: messenger RNA, 4364 nt
Organism: Radiomyces spectabilis
Lineage: Eukaryota; Fungi; Mucoromycota; Mucoromycetes; Mucorales; Radiomycetaceae
Product: TRAPP II complex
Exons: 19
Coding region: 49-4233 (1394 amino acids)
Cellular component (GO): trans-Golgi network
Source: RefSeq, a predicted model, not a curated record